AUGCCUGACCUUGGCAAAGACUGUUUAUCACUUUUCUUUAUGUUUUGUCUUCUGGGGAAACCUUACCAGGAAGCUCACGAGCGUCUUUUGGAAAUCCCUGUCACUCGAGAGCAAUUAAACCACUACCGGAAUGUGGCCGAAAACACCCAAAGUGAACUUGCAGCCAUUUUGGUCAAAUUUGAAUGUGCCCAGUCGGAGCUUCGAGACCUCCGAUCCAAGAUGCUUUCUAAAGAAGUUUCCUUCCAAGAGCUGAAAGCGGAAAUGGAGAACUACAAAGAAAAUAAUGCCAGAAAGUCGUCUCUCCUCACCUCCUUGAGAGACAGAGUUCAGGAGCUAGAAGAAGAGUCGGCAACACUUUCUACUUCGAAAAUCAGAACAGAAAUCACAGCUCAUAAUGCAAUCAAGGAGAACCAGGACUUGAAGAAGAAAGUUGUUGAACUCUAUGAGAAGUUACAGAAGUGUUUAUCAGAAAAUGAGGAGACUAAGAAUCAAAUCUCAAAGAACUGCAGGAAGCAUGAGGAAUUUCUAGCUCAACUUCGAGACGGCUUAGAUGCAGAUAAGAAGAAUGAUGAGGCCUCAGAUGAAGAUUUGAUUUUAAAGCUUCGAGAGCUGUGUAAGGAAAAUGCAGCCAUGAAAGGACAAAUUGCUACUCUUGAAGAGACUGUAAAUGUCCAUGAGAUGGAAGCAAAAGCUAGCAGAGAAACGAUCAUGAGGCUGGUUUCCGAAGCAAGCAGAGAGCAGAAAACAGCUGCCUCCUGUCUUGGAGAGAACGAGAAGCUGAAGCAGGACUUGCUCCAUGCUGCAGAGGCAAGAGAUGCUCUUGAAAGGGAAGUUAAAAUCUUCCGAGACAGGCUGCUUGCUGGCCAGCGGGCCUGGGAGGCCUCUAAGCAGGAGCUGAACCUCUUGAAGAAGGGCUCCUGUGAUCUAGAGAAGAGUUUGAAGGACAGUCGGGAGGCAACCACGGUCUCGCAAAGCCAAUAUUCCUCAUUUAGGGAGAAAAUUGCAGCCCUCCUUAUGGGCGGCUCGUGUGGAGUCGCAUCCACGGAGGACGCCAUUUUGGAGAGGAUCCGAGAAAUGGGCGUCCAGGAGGAGAGCAGGAGAAAGAUGGUCUCCCAGCUUGAAGCCCAAAUAUCUGAGCUUGUUGAACAGUUGGGAAAUGAGUCUGGAUUUCACCAAAAAGCUCUCCAGAGGGCCCAGAAGGCAGAAAACAAGUUGGCUACCCUUCAGGGUCAGCUGACACACCUGGAAGGAGAGCUGGUUUCCGGAGAUGUUUUGCGAGAUAACUUGAAUUUUGAGAAACAAAAAUAUCUUAAAUUUCUGGAUCAACUCUCAGAGAAAAUGAAAUUGGACCAGAUGGCAGCUGAACUUGGCUUUGACAUGCGUUUGGAUGUAGUUUUGGCUAGAACAGAUCAGCUGGUCCGCCUUGAGAGCAAUGCCGUCAUCGAAAAUAAGACUAUUGCCCACAAUUUACAGAGAAAGCUGAAGACCCAGAAAGAAAGACUGGAGAGCAAAGAGCUACACAUGAACCUUCUCCGGCAGAAAAUCACCCGGCUGGAGGAGGAGAAGCAGGUGCGGACGGUGCUGGCCGUGGAGAGGGAGGAGGCCCAUCUUGCCAUCAGGAGGUUGCAGAAGAAGGUGGAGAAGCUGCAGAAGGAGCUGAAUGAGAGCCGAGAGCUGAACACUGAACUCAAAGCCAAAUUGGCCGACACCAACGAGCUUAAGAUUAAGACUUUGGAACAAAACAAAGCUAUCGAAUACCUACAUAAAUCCAGAGACAAACUGGAGAAGAUGAAGGAGAAAGCCGAGAAAAAGUUGAUGUCUGUUAAGUCAGAGUUGGACACGACAGAACAUGAGGCCAAGGAGGACAAAGAGAGGGCCAGGAACAUGAUCGAAGUGGUCACCAGUGAAAUGAAGACGCUGAAAAAAUCCCUGGGAGAAGCUGAAAAGAGAGAGAAACAGCUGGUGGACUUUAGGGAGGUGGUUUCCCAGAUGCUGGGCUUGAACCUGACCAGUCUCGCUCUUCCUGACUACGAGAUCAUCAAGUGCCUUGAAAGACUGAUCCAUUCGCACCAACAUCACUUUGUGCCGUGUGCCUGCCUCAGAGAUGUGGCCAGCGGGCAAGAGAGACCCUCUCAAGGCCUCUUAAAACUUCCAAAUUGA
Molecule: messenger RNA, 2160 nt
Organism: Condylura cristata (star-nosed mole)
Lineage: Eukaryota; Metazoa; Chordata; Mammalia; Eulipotyphla; Talpidae
Gene: CCDC170
Product: coiled-coil domain containing 170
Exons: 11
Coding region: 1-2160 (719 amino acids)
Biological process (GO): microtubule cytoskeleton organization
Cellular component (GO): Golgi apparatus
Molecular function (GO): microtubule binding
Source: RefSeq, a predicted model, not a curated record